Molecule: messenger RNA, 1093 nt
Organism: Pongo pygmaeus (Bornean orangutan)
Lineage: Eukaryota; Metazoa; Chordata; Mammalia; Primates; Hominidae
Gene: RNASEH2A
Product: ribonuclease H2 subunit A
Exons: 7
Coding region: 141-962 (273 amino acids)
Biological process (GO): mismatch repair; DNA replication, removal of RNA primer
Cellular component (GO): ribonuclease H2 complex
Molecular function (GO): RNA binding; RNA-DNA hybrid ribonuclease activity
Source: RefSeq, a predicted model, not a curated record
CGGCGGCGGGAGCGCCAGGGGCGUGUUCUGCCCGCGGAUUGGCCGGAAACAAGCGCCGCUGCGGGGCCCGCGGAAAACGCGCGCCGAGACCCGCUGCUGCGGUAUUAGUUCUUGCAGCUGGUGGUGGCGGCCGAGGCGGCAUGGAUCUCAGCGAGCUGGAGAGAGACAAUACGGGCCGCUGUCGCCUGAGUUCGCCUGUGCCCGCGGUGUGCCGCAAGGAGCCUUGCGUCCUGGGCGUCGAUGAGGCUGGCAGGGGCCCCGUGCUGGGCCCCAUGGUCUACGCCAUCUGUUAUUGUCCCCUGUCCCGCCUAGCAGAUCUGGAGGCGCUGAAAGUGGCAGACUCAAAGACCUUAUUGGAGAGUGAGCGGGAAAGGCUGUUUGCGAAAAUGGAGGACAGGGACUUUGUCGGCUGGGCGCUGGAUGUGCUGUCUCCAAACCUCAUCUCUACCAGCAUGCUUGGGCGGGUCAAAUACAACCUGAACUCCCUGUCACAUGAUACAGCCACUGGGCUUAUACAGUAUGCAUUGGACCAGGGCGUGAACGUCACCCAGGUAUUCGUGGACACCGUAGGGAUGCCAGAGACAUACCAGGCGCGGCUGCAGCAAAGUUUUCCCGGGAUUGAGGUGACGGUCAAGGCCAAAGCAGAUGCCCUGUACCCGGUGGUUAGUGCUGCCAGCAUCUGUGCCAAGGUGGCCCGGGACCAGGCCGUGAAGAAAUGGCAGUUCGUGGAGAAACUGCAGGACUCGGAUACUGAUUAUGGCUCAGGCUACCCCAAUGGGAGGACUCAGCACCCGAGGAUCAGGAGGGACUCAGGAAGAUCACAUCCUACUUCCUCAAUGAAGGGUCCCAAGCCCGUCCCCGUUCUUCCCACCGAUAUUUCCUGGAACGUGGCCUGGAGUCAGCAACCAGCCUCUAGCAGCUGCCUCUACGCACUCUACCUGCCUCCCCAACCCAGACAUUAAAAUUGUUUAAAGAGAACCACACAUAGGGGAUGUACUUUUGGGAGAGAAGCGAGGGGAGUGUGCUCUGCAGCCGGGUCCAGCUACUUCCUUUUGGAACCUUAAACAGAAUGGGUGUUGGUUGAUUGAUUUUA